AUGGAGGCUGCCGGGGAGAGCCGUGCCCUUGCCCCCGCUCCAAGGGUCCUGUCCCCGCGCUGGCAAAGUGAAAACCGGAGCCUCCCCUCGCAGGCUGCGCCGCUGCUCUCCGGUGCUGUGCGAUGGAUCCACGCCAGCCUGACAGCCGGCUGCCUCUUGGGAAUGCAUAAGGUAGUGGCAGGGGAACUGCUCGGGGGCUUGUCUGGCCCCCGGGUGAUGGGUUUUACCUCCUGCCCAUGGGGGGAGGAGACGCCGUUUGGUGGCAGAGGCAGGCACUGCAGCGACGUGGCCUCUUACGGCUAUGAGCGGGUGGAUCAGCGAACCUGCCUGAUCUGCGGGGACAGAGCUACGGGGCUGCACUAUGGGAUCAUCUCCUGCGAGGGCUGCAAGGGGUUCUUCAAAAGGAGCAUCUGCAACAAGCGGGUUUACAGAUGCAGUCGAGACAAGAACUGCGUCAUGUCACGCAAACAGCGCAACAGAUGCCAGUACUGCCGGCUGCUCAAAUGCCUCCAGAUGGGGAUGAACCGAAAAGCGGUGCGUGCCGACCGGAUGCGCGGAGGGAGGAACAAGUUUGGACCCAUGUACAAGCGGGACCGUGCCUUAAAGCAGCAGAAGAAAGCUCUGAUCCGUGCCAACGGCUUCAAGCUGGAGACCGUGCCUCAGAUCAUGUCCCCGGUGCAGAACGACUACAGCCUGUCCUCCACCAUCCACAGCAUCCACGCCAUGUCCAAGACCUUGCCACCCAACCCUGCCGCCCUGACGCCUGUCGACUAUGAGCGCAGCCCCUACGGGACGCCAUCCCUGGGAAUGACUGUGCCCAGCCACGCGCCGCUCACCAGCUACCACUACCCCUCCUUCCCCAACCGCACCAUCAAGUCCGAGUACCCGGACCACUACACAAACGCCCACGAGUCCGUGCCCGCCUACGUGUACCCAGAGACCUACCCCAGCAGCUCCCCCCCCGACAUCCCCGAGGUCAUCCUGAAGCUGCUGCAGCUGGAGCCCGAUGAGGCCCAGGUGAAGGCGCGGAUACUGGCCUGCCUGCAGCAAGAGCAAGGCAAAGGCCGGCACGAGAAGCUCAGCACCUUUGGCCUCAUGUGCAAGAUGGCCGACCAGACCCUCCUAUCCAUCGUGGAGUGGGCACGGAGCUGCAUCUUCUUCAAGGAGCUGGAGGUGGGCGACCAGAUGAAGCUGCUGCAGAACUGCUGGAGCGAGCUGCUGGUGUUUGACCAUGUCUACCGGCAGCUGCAGCAUGGCAAGGAGCACAGCAUGCUGCUCGUCACCGGCCAGGAGGUGGACAUGUCGACCAUCGCAGCCCAGGCCGGCUCCAUCCUGAACACGCUGGUGCUGCGGGCGCAGGAGCUCGUCUUGCACUUGCACUCGCUCCAGGUGGACCGGCAGGAGUUUGUCUGCCUCAAGUUCCUCAUCCUCUUCAGCCUUGAUGUGAAGUAUCUGGAGAACCACACACUGGCUAAGGACGCUCAGGAGAAGGCCAACGCGGCGCUGCUGGAGUACACCGUCUGCCACUACCCCCACUCCACGGACAAGUUUCGCCAGCUGCUGCUGCGGCUGGCGGAGGUCCGGGCGCUGAGCAUGCAGGCGGAGGAAUACCUCUACCACAAGCACCUGAGCGGGGAGGUGCCCUGCAACAACCUCCUCAUCGAGAUGCUGCACGCCAAGCGGACUUGA
Messenger RNA from Nipponia nippon (crested ibis), 1689 nucleotides. NCBI's taxonomy places the organism in Eukaryota, Metazoa, Chordata, Aves, Pelecaniformes, Threskiornithidae. The record is from RefSeq and is a predicted model, not a curated record.